AUUUUUGUCGACGAUGCCGAUGUCGUCAUUUUUAGAGGUUGUGCAUUAUGUUGUGCAUUGUAAUUUGUAAAUACUUUAAUUCAACGAUCGCAUCUACUGUAAAUAUUUAGGGAUUUAUAAAAAUACUUGUGCCAAGUUUUAAAUAUUUUAACAGCGUUAAGAAAUUUUUACUGCAACUGUUAAAGUGACAGCCUAAUCUGCCAGCUGCCCUGAGGGCAUAGCUAGUAACCAUAUUUUUGGUAAACCAGCUGUAACCAACCAGUGGUAACAACGGGACGUUCUAAGACUCGGAUUUUGGUGCUUUCCAAGAAAAGUUUGGGGAAAACUAGUGUGAAAAUGGCGACGAGAAGGUCUACCUCCUCGAUAAACACCGCCAUAGAUUUACUUGCAGCCAGUCCUUGUGAUCCCCUUCGUGAACUAUUUGAAGCUUGUCGAAACGGCGAGGUUUCUAAAGUCAAAAAGUUGGUAACUACACAAAAUGUUAACGCCCGUGAUACAGCUGGAAGAAAGUCGUCUCCUCUCCACUUCGCCGCAGGUUUUGGUAGAAGAGAUGUGGUGGAACAUUUAAUUGCCACCGGAGCCAAUGUACAUGCCAGAGAUGAUGGAGGCUUGAUUCCCCUUCACAAUGCCUGCUCUUUUGGCCACGCUGAAGUUGUUCAACUUCUACUGAGUGCAGGCGCAGACCCAAACGCCAGAGACAAUUGGAGUUACACACCCCUACACGAGGCUGCAAUCAAGGGGAAAAUUGAUGUGUGCAUUGUUCUUCUGCAGCACGGUGCUGAUCACACUGUUCGCAAUGCUGAAGGAAAAAUUCCACUUGAUGUAGCUGAUGCCACAACACGACCUGUAUUAACUGGCGACUAUCGCAAAGAGGAACUUUUAGAAGCAGCUCGCAGCGGAAACGAAGACAAAAUCCUUUCACUCUUGACGCCUUUGAAUGUUAACUGCCAUGCCAGUGACGGUCGCAAAUCCACUCCAUUACACUUGGCCGCUGGUUAUAACCGAACACAAAUCGUUCAGCGGCUGUUGCAGCACGGUGCCGACGUCCAGGCCAAAGACAAGGGUGGUUUAGUUCCAUUACACAACGCCUGUUCGUACGGGCAUCACGAAGUGACGGAGCUACUCGUACGUGCCGGUGCCAACGUUAACGCCACGGAUCUGUGGCAGUUCACCCCCCUGCACGAAGCGGCCUCAAAGGGCCGUCGUGAAGUUUGUUCAUUGCUUCUGGCCCACGGUGCCGACCCGACGUUAUUGAACUGCCACGCCAAAUCCGCCCUGGACGUCGCUCCGUCUCGGGAACUGCAAGAUCUGCUCUCUUACGAGUUCAAAGGGCAUAGCUUAUUGGAAGCGGCUCGCCAGGCAGAUCCCACUCGCCUCAAGAAAUUCCUUUCAGUGGAUGUGAUCGGCUUUAAGCACCCUUACACAGGAGACACUGCCCUGCAUUGUGCCGUCGCAACCACCGGAGUCAAAAGGAAGCAUGUCAUAGAGAUCCUGCUGAAGAAAGGAGCCGCUCCCAACGAGAAGAACAAAGAGCUCCACGCGCCGCUACACAUAGCAGCUGACAAGGAACACCUGGACGUUUUGGAGGCUCUAUUACGUCACGGGGCCAAAGUCAACGUGCUUGACGGCCUUGGUCAGACGGCCUUACAUCGCUGUAGUCGAGAAGGUCAGGUAGCCGUGUGCCGACUGCUACUGUCUUACGGCGCCGAUCCCACGGUCGUCUCUCUUCAGGGUUACACUGCCGCUCAGGUCGCCACCGAAUCUGUACAGAAGCUGUUUGCCGAAGAGCCAACUUUCAAUGUCGCUCCUCCACCUGCCGAUCUCGAAUACCAGUUGCUGGAAGCAGCCAAAGCGGGCGAUUUGGACAAUGUUCGGCGCAUCUUGGGCGUCAAUCCAUCGCCGCAGCUAGUCAACUGCCGCGACCUAGAUGGGCGCCAUUCCACUCCGCUUCACUUCGCGGCCGGUUACAACCGCCUCGCGGUCGUCGAGUUUCUCCUCCAGCACGGAGCCGACGUCCAGGCCAAGGAUAAAGGUGGUCUGGUUCCGCUUCACAAUGCGUGCUCAUACGGGCAUUACGAAGUAACCGAGUUGUUGGUACGUGCGGGGGCCAGUGUCAACGUCUCUGAUUUGUGGAAGUUUACCCCGUUACACGAAGCGGCCGCCAAGGGCAAAUACGACAUCGUCAAAUUGUUAUUGAAGCACGGCGCCGAUGCGACCAAGAAAAACCGUGACGGUCACACGCCACUGGACCUUGUACGUGACGGCGAUCAAGAUAUUGCCGACCUUCUACGUGGCGAUGCGGCGUUGCUCGACGCGGCCAAGAAAGGUCACCUAGCCCGCGUUCAUAAACUUGUCACGAGUCAAAACAUCAACUGCCGCGACUCGCAGGGCCGCAAUUCAACUCCGCUCCACCUGGCGGCCGGCUACAACAAUCUGGACGUUGCUGAAUACUUGCUGGAACACGGCGCCGACGUCAAUGCCCAAGACAAAGGUGGACUCAUUCCGCUACACAAUGCCUCUUCCUACGGCCAUUUGGACGUGGCCGCCCUUCUCAUCCGUUUCAACACGGAAGUGAACGCGACGGAUCGCUGGGGUUUCACGCCUCUACACGAAGCGGCGCAGAAGGGCCGGACGCAGCUCUGCGCCUUGCUCCUAGCUCAUGGAGCCGACCCACACAUGAAAAAUCAGGAAGGACAAACGCCACUGGAUUUAUCGACGGCCGAGGACGUCAAGUGUUUAUUGCAAGAUGCUAUGACCCAGCACCUUCCUCCCACAGCUAGCUCGUUGCCCGUUUCGCCCGUCUUCAAUCCGUCACCUCGUGGAUCGUCCAUCGCCACCGGCUGCUCGUCUGGAAGCAGCGGCAACACUGCCACCACCUCUACCAGUCCGCCAACCAGUUCAGAUACCCUAGUCCUGCCUUCCGGAAAUGCGGUCGUUAUAGCACCUCCGUGUCCGUCGCCUGGCCUAGCCCCUUUACCUCUGCUAAUGUUGGGUCCGGAUUCGCCCAGCUUGGCUGCCGCCUCAUCUACCUCUGUGCCUGUUUCAUCCAGCGGAGCUCAGAUCGGCGAUGGCUGCUCUGACAGUGACGUUCCCGAACAGCUUCAGUCCACAACGAGCACCGCGUCUGCCUCCACCAUCGUCUCGUUCCUGUCCAGCCUUGGACUUGAACACUUGCGAGAAAUUUUCGAACGCGAACAAGUGACGAUCGAUAUUCUACUCGAAAUGGGUCACGAGGAGCUCAAACAAAUUGGAGUUCACGCCUACGGGCACAGACACAGACUCCUCAAAGGUGUGGAAAAGUUCUACAGCCACUUGGCCGUUUCGGCCUCGAAUCCCGGCAGCGGUUGGAAUUCGGCUGGAUUAGGACCGACACCUGGGAGCUCGUCCUCGUCGUCCCAGACGACGGGCACGAUGCUGAUUGAUUUAAGCCCAGAAGAUCAGGAAUAUCUAACGGUUGAGGAGGAACUUCAAAGCACCAUACGCGAACACAAGGACAACGGCCAUGCUGGCGGAGUUUUCUCUCGCUACAACGUUUUGAAGAUCCAAAAAGUUCGCAAUCGAAGAUUGUGGGAACGAUAUUGCCACCGUCGUCGCGAGGUAGCUGAUGAGAACGGUGGGCAAAGCAACGAACGACUUCUCUUCCACGGAUCUCCAUUUGUUCACGCUAUCGUGCAAAAGGGAUUCGACGAACGACACGCUUAUAUUGGAGGAAUGUUUGGAGCAGGUAUCUAUUUUGCUGAGAAUUCGUCGAAAAGCAAUCAGUACGUCUACGGAAUCGGCGGUGGGACCGGGUGUCCGUCACACAAGGAUCGGUCUUGCUAUUCGUGUCAUCGCCAGUUGCUCCUCUGCCGAGUUACCAUUGGCAAAUCCUUUUUGCAGUUUAGUGCCAUGCGUAUGGCUCACGCUCCUCCGGGUCAUCAUUCGAUUGUCGGCCGGCCUAGCACUGGAGGCCUUACUUAUCCGGAAUACGUUGUUUAUCGAGGCGAGCAGGCUUAUCCGGAAUACUUAAUAUCAUACCAGAUAGUCCGUCCGCCGGAAGAGCUCACUGAUAAAAAUUAAUUAACCCGAAAAGCUUUUGCUGACCGUUUCAUUUAAUUAAUUAUAUUUUGCAAAAUUUUUUUUCACACUUAAUCUUUCCCCAUUUUCAGAAAAGAAAACGUUCUAUAUCGACCAAAACUUUAGUGUACAUUUAUCGAUCUUUUAUUAAAACCGGGUUGGGAAAAAAAGAAAAAAAAAUACUUUGCUGUGAUAUUGUGUAACAAUGGCGACUUCAUUUUUCCCUGCCGUUUUGCUUGUUUAUGUGGGAAGGGCUCUUUCUGUAGACUUCUUCUGUUUUGGCUAUAUCCAAUGCUUUUAUUUUCACCCCACGCGUGUGAGUGCAACAAGCAAACAAAAUAAUAUUUAGAAAAAAAAUAACAUUAGUAGCAAAUGUGAAAUUGAGCAAAGUUGAAAACAAAAAAUGUAAUAACCAAAUUUUUGAAGCACCAUUGUUUCUGUUUGACAUUGCUGUUGUAUUUGAAUCUCUUUGAUUGGAGUUUGAAGGGCGCGAUAUUGCUUGAUGUAUGUGUCGAACUUUGAUCACAUUUCUUUUAUCUGUUCCACUCAUUUUUCUUCCGUUUGACUGAAGUUUCUUUUCGCGCUAUUGUUUUCCCAUAUAUGUCUUUUUUUCUCACGAUGUUUGCCUCUUGUGCGAGUGAAGCAAAGGUUUUUCUUUUUAUUAUUAUUCAUAUUAUUAUUCGGUUGGGCUUCUAGGUUGGAUCGAUCAAUAAACCCAUGUGGAAUCCUCUCUA
Molecule: messenger RNA, 4790 nt
Organism: Daphnia carinata
Lineage: Eukaryota; Metazoa; Arthropoda; Branchiopoda; Diplostraca; Daphniidae
Gene: Tnks
Product: poly [ADP-ribose] polymerase tankyrase-2-like
Exons: 8
Coding region: 337-4059 (1240 amino acids)
Molecular function (GO): NAD+ poly-ADP-ribosyltransferase activity; protein binding
Source: RefSeq, a predicted model, not a curated record